Messenger RNA from Linum trigynum, 1027 nucleotides. The record is from the annotation of a GenBank genome assembly. NCBI's taxonomy places the organism in Eukaryota, Viridiplantae, Streptophyta, Magnoliopsida, Malpighiales, Linaceae.
GGUAGAUAGUGUUAAAGGGGCAUAACUUCUUUCAUUUCUCCCCCACGCACAGCGAACAGAGGCAGGGCGUCUCCCCCACGCAGAGCCAUUGGUGCGAAGCUAGACGUGGCGACGGCAUCAAUGUCGAAACCUUCGUUUCAGAUAAUUUUGGGUUCGGCGUCAACUGCUCGGCGACGGAUUCUAGCUGAGAUGGGUUAUGAAUUUAGAGUCAUGACUGCAGAUAUUGAUGAGAGAAGUAUAAGGAAAGACAAGCCGGAAGAAUUGGUGAUGGCUCUAGCUGAAGCUAAGGCAGAUGCCAUCAUAGCAAGACUUCUGAACACAGGUCAACUGCAGAAAGAUACUGAUAUGACAUUGUUGAUUACUGCAGAUACGGUGGUGGUAUAUAAAGGAGUGGUGAGAGAGAAGCCGACCAGUGAGGACGAAGCACGGGAAUUCAUAAAAGGCUAUUCCGGUGGUCACGCUGCAGUUGUAGGAUCUAUACUUGUAACCAAUCUCAAUACAGGUUCAAGAAGGGUCACUUGGGAGAGAGCAGAGGUAUAUUUCCAUGAGAUACCCGACGAAAUCAUCGAUAGCUUGAUCGAGGAAGGAAUAACUUUCAAAGUGGCUGGAGGUCUGAUGCUGGAACAUCCAUUAACAUUGCCCUUUGUUGAAGCAGUGAUCGGAAAUACGGACACUGUCAUGGGGCUUCCAAGUGCACUUACCCAGCAAUUCAUUGAUGAAGUCUUGCAACCUCUGAAAGCCUAACUCACUUUGGAUUAGGAAUUCGGAUAAUGAGAGUUUUGGACCCAAUUUUUAUUAGUAGAACUAGAAUCAAUACCCGCGGCUACCCCGCAGGAACCAAAGUUUGCAACAACAUGAUCCUUUGAUGGGCAGUUUAGGUAAUGGCUGAUGGCAAACAGGGAUCGUUGUAUGUUGUAUUCUUGGCGAUGGCCCCGAUUUUAUGUUGAGUUCUAUAGUCUCCUUUCAGUUUAAUAUUCUCUGACAUUCUGUUCACGUAUCUGUUUGCCAAUAACUAAACAAGGUUGGG